Molecule: messenger RNA, 816 nt
Organism: Punctularia strigosozonata HHB-11173 SS5
Lineage: Eukaryota; Fungi; Basidiomycota; Agaricomycetes; Corticiales; Punctulariaceae
Exons: 9
Coding region: 1-816 (271 amino acids)
Source: RefSeq, a predicted model, not a curated record
AUGCCCCAUCCGUUCAUUCGUUCCGAGUCCGGCGAUCCGGUUUCCGCUGGCUUUAUAACAUUCUGGUUCACGUCGCUCUUCUUUGGCGCAGCGUUCCUGCUCAUCGUGACAGUGACUGCCUUCGUUUCCAAGAAGAUUCAUCGCAUGUCAUCGUGGUACAACUUUUGCCUGUCCUGGUUCAUCUUGGCUCUGUCGUUCAGCCUCUUGGCAUUCUCACCAAAAGGAAUCGGCGCUGAACCCCCGGUCAAUCUCUGCCUUACCCAAGCGGGCCUGGUUUACGCCGCACCGGUACUCACUUCUUGGAGCGGGGCCUCCCUGGUAUUACAACUGUGGUGGGGUACGUCCGCAUUGGUGCGAACUGGGAAGGAAGAGGAGGCGAGGAGGCGGCCAGAGGGCCAAUUGCUGUUUCUUCUCAUUUUCCCUCACACCCUAUACGCGAUAGUACUUGUCAUCAACUUUCAGAUCUCCCUGGCGAACUUUAGUCCACAAAACGUCGGACUUAAUCACGAAGGGACAUACUGUGUUCAUAACAACACCAGCAUCCCGGCAUUGAUCACGGCUACCCUAGUUUCCAUAGCUAUGAUAAUCAUGUUCGUCUUCGAGGGCCUGUGCAUUAGGCAUCACUACAAAGCGUAUCGGGCAUUUGGAUACCUGGAAGCGGCAAGACCUUCACAGGUGCUGCUGUUUCGCGUAGUUGGAAUGACCGUUCUGGUUAUCGGCAUCCUUCUCAUAUGUCUCAUCAGGGCGUUUGACCGUGGACUGCUCGGUCGCUCUUUUGACAGUCUUGAGGACGGAUUCAUCGCCUUGCGUGAGUAA